Molecule: messenger RNA, 606 nt
Organism: Amoebophrya sp. A25
Lineage: Eukaryota; Dinophyceae; Syndiniales; Amoebophryaceae
Source: the annotation of a GenBank genome assembly
GGAGACCACUCUGGUUUAUCUGCAUCAGCCGCAUCUUCGCUAUUGGACGUGACAGUUAGUAGCGUGAGAACAAUGGCAUUGGGCGGUGGGGUGGCAUCACCACAGGCCGCAUGGAUGAUGACAGUGCUGGGAGAAGAACAGCAGCAGCCGAUGGCAACACUGCAACCACCAGUGACUGCGACGACGUCCGCAUCACUAUCACAAGGACAUCAGUCGACUAACAUACCAACCGCGACAGGACAACAACAACAGCAACAGCCAAGUACCACGGCAGUAGAAGCAACAGAAACGACAAUGAGCCCUCAUAUACCAAAUCCUGACAACGCCAGUUCGAGUGCUAAAAAACUGUCACAAGAUACUGUCGAACCUGCUCUAGGUUCAUCUUCAAAGUGUACCGAAACGCCACCGCCUGGGGACAAAGAUGGUCAUUCUAUUGAUGCGUCUGGUGUUUUGUCGUCUUCGCAGGAUCCUAAUUUUGUAGCGCCAACAAUUCCGGAAACUGAGAACCCUGAAACAGUAGAUGCUGUUGAAACAACUUCUACCGAAAUGGUGCGAGACAAUUUGUCUGCAGGGCAAGAGACUGCGAAAGACGAACCUCCGACUGGG